AUGGUGCAUCUGCAUUUCCAGACAAGGAUCUGUUCAGAAACCGGAGGAGCUGAAGGUGGUGGUGAAGUAGGUGGUUCAACGGAGACUCCGGCGGUUCAUGUUCUCCGCUUGUUCACGAGCUCCGUCAUCGUGACCCGCAGCAGCUUGCGGACACGAGAGGAAGUCGUGGAGCACGUCCGGCGACACUUCUCCGAUCACGAGUGCGGGUUGCUUCUCGGUUGGGCCGACCAUGUUGCAAUUGAGAUGUGCGACUUGAUCCUGCAGCCGGGAGAUGGCCGGGCGGCGUUGAGUCCCGGCGAGGUUCAGACGGUAUCGUUGACUACCACCGUCACUUAUCACUCAAUGGACUCCCGGGAAGAUGUUGACGGCGAUUUGGAGGAUCCGACAGAAGAUAUGACGGAAGCUCAGGAGGAGAUGGAUCUUGCCGACGAUUUGGAGGAGUUGGCCGACGACGAUGCUCUGUUUGCUUACGAGGCGGUGCCGGCCCCAGCGUCGAAGGCGUCCGUAGAUGCCUUGGAGAGGAAGAAGGCGGAGGAAAAUGGCCAGAAUACGUGCGUGGUUUGCCAGGCUGAAGUUGGUAGAGGAGACUGCCUGGCUAGAAUGCCUUGCUCCCAUGAAUUUCAUGAAGGCUGCAUCCUGGCAUGGCUUCGACAAGCCCAUUCUUGCCCUGUCUGUCGCCAUGAGUUGCCGACUGAUGAUUAUUGA
This is a messenger RNA of Nymphaea colorata (pocket water lily), 705 nucleotides long. RefSeq names its product E3 ubiquitin-protein ligase CIP8-like. Bases 1 to 705 code for a protein of 234 amino acids. Gene Ontology annotation, biological process: protein ubiquitination. Gene Ontology annotation, molecular function: ubiquitin protein ligase activity. Gene Ontology annotation, cellular component: cytoplasm. The transcript has a single exon. NCBI's taxonomy places the organism in Eukaryota, Viridiplantae, Streptophyta, Magnoliopsida, Nymphaeales, Nymphaeaceae. The record is from RefSeq and is a predicted model, not a curated record.